AGGUAGUGGGGAGUGCUUUAAAGACACAGAAGGGGUUAAGUCGUGGAAAUUGACUUGGUCUUCGCCAUUUUUUUUUCUCCCUAAACAAUCCCAUUUCUGCAUUUGAUUUUUCAUUUCCAGUACACAAAAAAUACACCAUGGAUUGGCAGUCUCUAGAACUCAAACUUGUCUCCUGCCGAGAUCUCAAAGCCUUCAAUUUCUUCCAAAAACUCUCUGCCUACUCUGUAGUUUCCAUCGUCAUCAUCAACGAACAACCCAAGAAGAAAGAAGAACACCCGCAAAAGAAGCAUCUGCAGCGCCAGAAGACUGCUAUCGCCAAAGGAGGCAAGAACCCAGAAUGGAAUCACGUGUUUGAGUUCGACCUCGAAAGCUUACCCCCCGAGGAAUCCGAUCAUCUUUUCCUCAAGUUCGAUUUGCGUGCGGAUGGCUUGGUCAAUAGAACAAUCGGCGAGGUGCGUGUUCCUUUGAAGGCUUUGAUAGAUGAUUUUUGUGGGGUUGUGAGGUUCGUCAGUUACCAGGUUCGUGACAGUGAUGGGAAGCCUAAUGGGGUGCUUAAUUUUUCGUAUAAGUUGAAAGGGAAGCUGAAAACAAAUGGAAAUUACGAUGAUUCUCCACGUCUAAUCCCAUCGUCUUCGCCUGAAAAAGGCACCCAAUGUUCCUCUGACAAAAUCGUUUACCCCAAAGUGGAAGUAGAUGAUAAUAAUAAUCAAUCAUGGCGACGGAAAAUUGUUCGGUACCCUUCACUGGACGAUGCUUGUAAUACAGGACCAGUGUUUCAAUGGCAAACAGCAGGGACAGGGAGCUAUUAUAGUAGUAGGAACAUUGUAACUUUGGUUCCUGGAGGAUAUCUUGAUCCAUAUUCAAGAUCAUCACCAGUGGUGCAGCCUUCUGUUACAUAUUGGUACACAAUGGAGCCAACUAUGCUCCAGUGAUGAUGAUGAUUAUUGGUAUAUAUAUAUUGAUGCCUAGAAGAUCUGACUUGUCUUCUUGAUGCCAGUGUAGCACAAUAUGUCUUUUGUUGUAUUAAUUUCUCAGAUUUUCUUAUAUAAAUGAGGAAAGAUUAAGCAAAGCUGGAAACUGCUUUAGAGUAGCCCAGUUUGGUAGGUUAA
This is a messenger RNA of Gossypium arboreum, 1109 nucleotides long. RefSeq lists its product as uncharacterized. The transcript has a single exon. The coding region runs from base 138 to 932 and encodes 264 amino acids. The record is from RefSeq and is a predicted model, not a curated record. Gene Ontology annotation, biological process: defense response. Lineage: Eukaryota; Viridiplantae; Streptophyta; Magnoliopsida; Malvales; Malvaceae.